CUUUGGCCGCCUUUGGACGCGUGUGCCGUGUCCGAGUUCGAGUCCCAGUCGCCGUGUGACCCACUGUACCAGACUAUCCGUAAUCUUGGUCCAGCUGAUGCUCCUACGAUUAUCUCGCCAUCUGAAAUUGAGCAACCAGCCUCCGCGACUCAAAAAAAAAAAAACACAACAAGCGCCGCCGGCUUAAUUCUGUUUAUUCGUCGUUAGACUUUCGAUUCGACUUGGGUUUUCGGGAAGUAUUCGAUGUCAUCUAAAAUUAAACGUGUUCCCAAGUUCCACAGUCCUACAGUGUGUCAUUCCGCGAUCGUGCGUGUGUGUUAAGUAAUGCAAACAAAUAAAUGAUAAUGAUAAAAAGGCGAUAAACGUUUAAAGCUCUGAACAAGAAAAGAGGUGCAAAAAGAAAACCGCUUGUGAGUGCGAGGGAAGGGGUGCUAAUUCGAGAAUUCCGCAAUUCUUUUAAUUGCGCAUCGCACGGCGAGGAGAGAGAAAGUGCCCGUGGAGUGCCAGAGUUCAGGAGCGGAGACGCCUCGCUGACAGGUCCCUGCUGUCUUCCAUAUUGCACCGUCGCUCGUUUGGUGGACCCAUCACGAAGUUCGGGCUCCCAGGUUCCCGCACAUGGCCGAGGACGAUUUGAGGGCCCUGGUCGACAGCCUGGAUGACGCCUCGCAGGAGGACCUGGCCAAGGUCAUCGCCAACUUCUCGGUGGACAUGCUGCAGCGGGCCAGCGCCCUAAUUGGCGCCCAACUGGGGAACAGUGGGGGGCAGCUCCGAAACCGCACGCAGGAGUGUCUGCAGCAGCAGCAGCGGGAGGAGGUGGAGGUGGAGCUCCUGGCAUCUGGUGGCAAGCGGAUUUUACAAUGUCCCAGCUCGUUCGAUUCGGUGCUGUGUUGGCCGCGAACAAAUGCCGGCAGCCUGGCUGUUUUGCCCUGCAUCGAGGAAUUCAAGGGCAUUCACUACGACACCACAGACAACGCUACUCGCUUUUGUUUUCCGAACGGAACCUGGGACCACUAUUCGGACUACGACCGCUGUCAUCAGAACUCGGGUUCCAUACCCUUAGUACCGGACUUCUCGCCCAACGUCGAACUGCCGGCCAUCAUAUAUGCCUGUGGUUAUUUUCUAAGCUUUGCCACCUUGGUGGUGGCCCUCAUCAUAUUCCUCAGCUUUAAAGAUCUGCGUUGUCUGCGAAACACCAUUCAUGCGAAUCUGUUCCUCACCUACAUCACCUCAGCCCUCCUGUGGAUACUCACUUUGUUCCUCCAAGUGAUUACCACAGAGUCUAGUCAGGCUGGCUGCAUAACGCUCGUCAUCAUGUUUCAAUACUUUUACCUAACCAACUUUUUCUGGAUGUUUGUGGAGGGCCUCUAUCUGUACACAUUGGUGGUGCAGACGUUCUCCAGUGAUAAUAUUAGCUUUAUUAUCUAUGCCCUGAUAGGCUGGGGCUGUCCAGCUCUAUGCAUUUUGGUGUGGUCCAUAGCCAAGGCAUUUGCCCCACACCUCGAAAACGAACACUUCAAUGGGCUGGAAAUUGAGUGUACAUGGAUGCGUGAAUCUCAUAUCGACUGGAUAUUCAAGGUACCUGCCUCACUGGCUUUGCUGGUUAAUCUAGUAUUUCUUAUACGCAUCAUGUGGGUGCUCAUAACCAAACUGCGUUCCGCUCAUACCCUGGAAACGCGGCAGUAUUAUAAGGCCUCUAAGGCGCUACUUGUGCUUAUACCGCUUUUUGGAAUCACCUAUCUGUUGGUGCUCACCGGCCCGGAACAGGGCAUCAGUCGUAAUCUCUUCGAGGCCAUAAGAGCCUUCCUCAUCAGCACGCAGGGUUUCUUUGUGGCUCUGUUCUACUGUUUCCUAAACUCUGAGGUUCGUCAGACGUUAAGGCAUCGAUUUACACGGUGGCGCGAGAGCAGAAACAUCCAUCGGAACAGCUCCAUGAAGAAUCGCAGGCAUCGCGCCUCAAAAGACUACUCGCUGCGAUCGCGAACCGAAAGUCUGCGCACGGAGGAAUGUGUGAUCUGCCUGCGUCCUUCGCCACAUACGCGAUUGGGAUCUUUACAACGCUACCACAGCAUCGAUAUCACAGAUUUUGUCUAGGUUUUUCUGUUUCUGAUGAGCAUUUAUUUAGGCCAGUUUAUUUUUCUUGACUCGCUCAUAAAACUGCCCAGAGAAGAAAGCCAUCGGUGCGUAGGUCCGAUAAAGUCGAUAUCAAUUAUCGGUAUAUUUAUGGGCAGGCAAUAACUUCCGUCUGAUCAAAUGAAACUCGCAGAGAGCAUUGAACAGCUUCAGAUUGGCAUGCGGUUCAGGAUUAUCAGAAUAAAUUAUUCUCCCAAUACUGGAUGGAGUCAACCAGCAGCGUUUGCCUCUGAAGAUUUGACGAAGUGAUUUGGUUUAUCAUCUAAAAGCUAAAAACAGAUAAGUACAGACUGCAAAAAAACUUACCUUUAAAAGCAGCACCAACAGCUGAUGUCGCGCAUCUUCUCAUGCACCUGGUUUUAGAAUUCCAGCUUCAAAUAUAUAUAAAAAGAAACUAUGGCCACCCAAAAAAGUAGUUAUGAGAUCAGGAAC
Molecule: messenger RNA, 2562 nt
Organism: Drosophila suzukii
Lineage: Eukaryota; Metazoa; Arthropoda; Insecta; Diptera; Drosophilidae
Gene: Dh44-R2
Product: Diuretic hormone 44 receptor 2
Biological process (GO): adenylate cyclase-modulating G protein-coupled receptor signaling pathway; cell surface receptor signaling pathway
Cellular component (GO): plasma membrane
Molecular function (GO): peptide hormone binding; diuretic hormone receptor activity; G protein-coupled peptide receptor activity
Source: RefSeq, a predicted model, not a curated record